Messenger RNA from Striga hermonthica, 615 nucleotides. The record is from the annotation of a GenBank genome assembly. Lineage: Eukaryota; Viridiplantae; Streptophyta; Magnoliopsida; Lamiales; Orobanchaceae.
AUGGGGAGGAACUCUCUCGAGUAUGAAUAUGGUGGAUAUCUAGCCGAUCACAUCAUCAAAGGCUUUCCGGAAAUCACCGUCAGUCACUGCACGAAAUUUGUACUCUUGACGGUCCUUCACAUCCACAGGGCGGGUUUGAAACAAAAAGUAGCGGAGCUUUUAUCGUUGCUCAAAUUCCCCAUGAUGCCUAAACUUAAGAAGUUGGUCAUCGUUGAAACUUUACGUGGUGUGGACUCGAGUCUUCUUGGCGUAGCUAAUCUUAUCAGUGCAUCUCCCAUCCUGCAAGAGUUUGAGUUAAAGCAAAGCUGGGCUAAAGUUGAAAGGUCAAACAACGAGAUUCAGAAGGGAUUGAAGCACUUCCCACUGCACCAGCAUCUGAAUGUUUUUCGUUUUUUAGGUUAUUACGCUUGCCCGAGUGACGUUGAAUUAGUGAACUACUUGUUGGAGAACUGUGUCGCGCUUAAGGAAAUCAUUGUUGAUACCCAAACUCACCGACGUGUGGCCUACGGUCCACUUGAUUCUAAACAAUUAGAAUUGGCUGAAAGAGCGAAGGGUUACGCCAAACAGCAGCUGGAGCCACUAGUACCUAACCACAUUAGGUUAUUUAUAUGCUAA